UUGGAAGAAAUAAUUGUAGAUUUGACGUUAAAAACAAAAGAACAAUAUGUCAAGUGGUGACCCAAAACCAUCGCUUGAAUGGAUAGAAAUAGGGUCCAAGAGGUUUAAAGUUCAACGCCAGUAUCGAAGUUGCACAGUAAGUUCACACAUUACAUCACGUCAACCAAUGCAGAGGCAGUCAAAGAGGAAGAUAGUGAUAAUCAUGGUGAAGGACAUGGAAAGGAUGAAGAGCUUUCAUGUCUCAAUCUCCAGAGAUGAUGGUCCCAGUCAGCCUACAAGAAUCCACAAGACAUGCCAGGGCCCGUGGACUGCUAACGUCGAGCGCUUUUCCAUGUGUGAAGAACCCAAUCGCCCGCUUUAUUGGAGGUGGUUUUUCCGUACCAGUCACUACAAUCCACAAAAACCAACAGAACUACAGCUGCUUACUGGUAACAAGACGGGUAGAGAUGUACCUUAUGAUGAUAGCUUAUGGAUGAAAAUAUCGUUCGCCGUUUGGUCAAAUAACCAAUGGAAGGAAAACUCUUUCGUGAUGUAUUUUCAAGAUAAGGCGUGCUCAAAUAUCCGAGACAAUUUAUUUCCUGACUUUUACCGGAAGGUUUAUAAGAAGACAGAUACAACAGGCGUGUGCACAAUCUCACCUGGAGCUUACGAGGUCAACAACGUCCCUAUAAACUGGAAGUAUCCGAAAGUUCCAGUCAUGCCUUAUGGACUCUAUAGGCAAAGAAUUACGGCUGGAAAGAAAGACAAACUCUACGAAUGCUUAGUUGUACAAGUGCGGAUAAUGCCCAAAAUUGUAUAACACUGCCUUGUGUAUGGUUGUUUUUUUGUGUUUUUUUUGCUGCUAACAUUCGGAAUUGUUACUGGCACAUUUUUGACACGAAAAACAUUAUAAAGGUCACUCGAAUGUGACAACAAUUUGCCUAAAUGCCAAAACUUAAAUAAUACUUACGCAGUAAUAAAUUAUAAAAAAAUGAAAUGUAAAAGAAAUUACAAAUUGUCUCUGCUUUGUAAAGCUGUUUGUAAGGUCUACGGGCCUAGACAAUCCUAUGUGGGUCCUGCUCAUUACAAGAAUUAGGUUUACUUUGUUGAGUUCACCUUGCAUUCAAACGAACUGGUUGGGGGAAGCUUGUCGAACUGAAAUCCUGUUAUCCAUCGAAAUACAAUUCUACAACGGA
Messenger RNA from Frankliniella occidentalis (western flower thrips), 1175 nucleotides. RefSeq lists its product as uncharacterized. Lineage: Eukaryota; Metazoa; Arthropoda; Insecta; Thysanoptera; Thripidae. The transcript has 6 exons. The record is from RefSeq and is a predicted model, not a curated record. The coding region runs from base 47 to 799 and encodes 250 amino acids.